Molecule: messenger RNA, 5995 nt
Organism: Melanotaenia boesemani (Boeseman's rainbowfish)
Lineage: Eukaryota; Metazoa; Chordata; Actinopteri; Atheriniformes; Melanotaeniidae
Gene: mrtfba
Product: myocardin related transcription factor Ba
Exons: 17
Coding region: 313-3588 (1091 amino acids)
Biological process (GO): smooth muscle cell differentiation
Source: RefSeq, a predicted model, not a curated record
CUGUAUCCGAAGCUAGACCAGUCGCAGCCAUUUUACUCCGCGAAAUAAACUUCAAUCUCAAAGCCAGGUGACUAAAAAACUAUUUCACAUUAUUUGGUUAAGAUUAAUGGAUAUUUCUUACUGAAGAAAGGCUUGGAUGGAUUCUGGUUUCGAGUCGUCGCAAUUCGGUUCGACUCAAUGGCUUAAUGUGACUCUUGUCAGCAUCUAGCCCAGACAUCCCAUUUAUCCGUCCCUUUCCAUCUUCUGCUACUAAAGGUAGCAGGGAGACAUCGCAUAAAGGGACAGUGACCCGUACCCCUCCCUGAGGACAGGAUGGAGCUCAUGGCUUCCCUGUUGCAGAUGGGGGCAGAUGGGGAUUGUGGGAUGUCAAAUCUGCUGGUGCCCAGCCCCCAGAGUGAGGCAGUGACCCAUGAGAUGGAGGAGCUGUCCCUGCAGCCCACACAGAGUCUGCCGCCGCUCAGCGAACGUAAAAAUGUGCUGCAGUUGAGGCUCCAACAAAGGCGAACCCGGGAGCAGCUGGUGGAUCAGGGCAUCAUGCCACCUCUGAAGAGUCCGGCAGCUUUCCAUGGACAGAUUCGCAGCUUGGAAAGAGCGAGGACUGAAAAUUUCCUCAAGCACAAGAUCCGCAGCCGCCCAGAGCGAGCAGAGCUGGUCAGGAUGCACAUCCUGCAAGAGACUGGAGCAGAGCCCUCACUACAGGCCACUCAGAUGAAACUGAAGAGGGCCCGGCUGGCUGACAACCUGAAUGAGAAGAUCGCCCAGAGACCAGGCCCGAUGGAGCUGGUGGAGAAAAACAUCUUGCCGGUAGAUUCCAGCCUCAAACAGGCCAUCAUAGGCCAGGUGAAUUAUGCCAAGGUUUUAGAUGAGGACAGCUGUGAGGCCUUGUCUCCAGAGCAACCAGCCAGCCAGGAGUCUCAGAGCUCUGCUCCCUCACCAGGGGAGAACAAAAUGCCAGAAACGCCCUCUCCAGGCCCGGCACCAGCACCACAAUUCAUCCCGACACUGCAGGCCUUUCCAACAACAGACUUCACAAAAGCGAUUUCCAGUGCUGAGCAGCCUCCCAGUCGUCCAGCUGUCCCUCCCGCCCUUCUGGCCACUACAGCUGCUCCCCCAAAACCAGGUCCAACUCUGGUGAAACAAAGCCAGCAGAAAGGUCCCUCAGAGAAGAGUCGCAGCAAGAAGGGCAAGGAGCCCAAGCCAAGGGUAAAAAAACUCAAGUACCACCAGUAUGUUCCCCCAGACCAGAAGCAGGAAGCCAGCGAGGCACCCAUGGACUCGUCGUACGCUCGACUGCUGCAGCAGCAGCAGCUGUUCCUGCAGCUGCAGAUCCUCAGCCAGCAACAGCAGCACUACAACUACCAGACCAUACUCCCAGCGCCACUCAAACCCGUGACCGAAGGUCAGAGCAACAGUGCCGGUACCCUGCCAACCUCCAUUGUGGUGUCUCUUCCCACCGCACCUCCACCUCCCCCCCUGCCUUCAGCUAUAGCUCGGCCAAACAACCCACCGUCCAACCGUAAGCCUGGGGUACUGCCAGCCAACCUGGAGGAGAUGAAGGUGCCCGAGCUAAAACUGGAGCUAAAACUUCGUGGUCUUCCAGUGUCAGGAACAAAAACAGAUCUUAUAGAAAGACUGAAGCCUUUCCAAGACAAUCUCAACACCACAACUCCAUCCACCAUUCCUGCUCCUGACACAACCACCCUCUCAUCCAUCCCCAUGGACAUCACCACAACUACCACGCCUGCCAUAGUCCUUCCAGUCCAGCAGGUGGCUCCAGAGAACAUGAGCUUCACACCACCAGUCUCACCCGCUGAUCCCUCGAACCUAGAACAAGAUGUGGGCAUGUCUGAAGCUCCAUCUGAAAUUCAAAUUGGGAGCUUUGGAUCUGCAGGGAUACAUUCCUCACCUGUCCCGUCUUUUCAAGUCCCAGAAGAAAAAGACCGAAGGCUUCAUGAGAAGGAGCGGCAGAUAGAAGAGUUGAUGAGGAAGCUGGAGCAGGAGCAGAGGUUGGUGGAGGAACUGAAGAUGCAGCUAGAGGUGGAGAAGAGAGUUCAGGGGGGCUGCACGGCCGACUCCACCUCUGUGUCUCCCACACUCUCAUCUGUACCUGCCAUCAACACUGUUCCUACUGUCCUCAACUCGAAUGUAGUAAAGAUGGAGGGCACCAUCCUGUCAAACUGUUCUUCCACCACUGCCGCCAUCCCAAACUCAAUCUUAGGCUCCCAGGGCCUCACAGCACCUCUCCCAACCAUGGUGAAACUGGAGGAUGUCACCGUUUCUUCUGCAAAGUCUCUUCAGCUCCAGACCCAAACAGGGCUUAUCACCCAGAUCCAGCCUCAAGUGACCACUAGCCCACAACUCCAGCCCCAGUCCCAGAAAAGUCCCCAACUCCAGUCCCAGCCCCAGCCUGCAGCUCACAGCUUGCAGCAGUUCUUCAUCAGACACCCUGGUGGGGUCUCUCAAGUGCUGGGUCAGCCUCAGACCUUGUUAACCACCUCCAGACAGCCUCAGACUCUGCUGACAGCGACCAGCCAAGCUGGAACGCAAAUCCUCGUUCCAGUCUCGCUGCCCAACAACGCUACUGCGAUCCAGCUGCCAAGCACCACCGUCAGCCUGCAGAGUGUUCUCCAGGCCACAGUUUCAAAUCCAGGCCUGGUCCAGGCUGCGGUUCCUCAGCUACACACCACCAAGGUGGAGAUGACACCCAACCAGCAGCCGCUGCUACAAACUCUGACUAUGUGCAAUAACAAUACUGGUUUGAAGAAUCAGACCAGACCCAAGUUAAAUCCCCAAUGUUUCCUAAAAAACUCCCAAGAAAACAGAGUGUCUCCACGGGUAUCGCCCAACCACCAGAUCUCUAACGGGCCCCUCAAUAAGUCUUCCUCCCCACAGCCUGCCUUUAUCCUCCAGCCCACCUCGCUGGUUGCUCAGCCUCCCAAAACAAAGGAGCCUCCUCGCUACGAAGAGGCCGUUAAACAGAGCCGCAACCUGCACAUCAACAAUGCUUCACAGGUUCCCACGGCAACGAGUCAACAUAUGGAUGACUUGUUUGACAUCCUCAUAGAGAGUGGAGAAAUCACUCCGUUUAUCCAGCAGGACCCUCCAGCUUCUCUAAGCAAGACCCUUCCAGUCACAGUAAACAUCACCACCCUCCCUAUUAACACCGCCUUGUCCAGACCACCUCCACAGAUCCAGGUGGGCCCUCCUCCGACACUGAGCUCUGCUGUCAACCCCAGCCUGCUCAGUCUCACCUCCCUGGCCACAGACAAUCAGCUGGAAGCCUUCCUGGAGGGGACGCUGGCCGAUACGCCAUCUGCGUCAGACCCCCGCACACAGGGUCUGAUGGAGGAGCUCCAGGCCCAGCUCAUGGACCAGCAGCCCUACUCACCCAUGGACACCUCAGACCUGUCUUUCUGUGACUCCUCCUCGCCCCCUUCCUCGCUCAACAUGGGCCUGUCUGACCCGACCCUGGACAACAUGGAGUGGCUGGACCUCACCAUGCCCCCGGGUUCCGCCGGGGCACUCACCCCACUGGGGAUCCCGACGGACUUCCUGGAUACGCAUGACCUGCAGCUGCAUUGGGACUGAACUGCAUUGGGAAGGAUGGAGGAGAGAAGCUGAGGCUGGAGAGAGUGAUGAAAGGCUGGAAGGAAGGGUAAAAAGAGAAAACCUGGCAUUUUGGUGCCCUAUCAUUCCCAGCAUCUGUAAUAUUCACACUUUUCUAUCAGAGCAGAUGCUGUACAGAUACUCAUUCUAGUGGAUCUGCAAACAGUGGUGUUUGCACAGUUUUAAAAGAGAUGAUGGCUGACCUGCCAGGGAAACGUCCGCUCUGAGGUGAUGAAGGAAUUUUAAACAGAGCGGACUUUCUCUGUCUGAUUUUAUCGACCAUUUUUAGAGCCAAGGAGUCAGAGCCAAAUGAAAACUGGGGGAACAGACUGUUUGUAAAUACAGUUUAAAUCACACUAAUAGAGUUUUAACUUUUUUUUCUCACUGAGAGCUUCAGUAGUUUUGAUGGCUGAGAUCGCCUGAUUACAUUUGCUGAAGGUUUUACUGGCUGGCUUUCAGUGGAAACUGUCAGUUAUACGUUCAGAGUGAAGUAUCUAAACAUAUUAAAGGGUAUCUGGGUCCUUCUAGAGGUGGUCUGAUGAGGGUCUUUGUUCCACUAAAGCAUACUGUGACAUACUAGGUUACAAAAGCUGGUGGUUAAAACAUAACAGUUUCUUGAACUGAGCUGUAUUUAAGGAUUUCAGCAUUUUAGGACAAAACGAAAAGCGUUGGACAGUCACACCCGUGCUUGGUUUGUCUUAGAGGUUUAAACAGGUUAAAAAGGGUCAAAACCUGUGUACACACUGGUCCAGUCCACCACACACUGUGGGUGACUCGUUUUCCGACUAAUCUGAUUUGGUUGUAUCAGAUGUGAUUGUUUUUGUUUCUUUUUUGUAAUUGACCAGUGAUUAAAAAACGCAAAAAUCCGACUAAAGGAGGGAGCUCCCUCCACCAAUGUGAGAGCUAUGCACUAAAAAGAGGCAGGAUGACGUGUCUCGCUCACCUCAGAACAAGGAAAUGUGAACACUGCAUAUCCAAGGUGACGAUACGAGUAAUCACUACGACUGUGAUCGGCCUAAAGAUCACGUUUCUGGAGAUUUUGCAGUUGUCCAAGUCGAUUAUGUUGAAUGUACUUUUAAAUAAAAAAAAUCUAAAGAUAUCAGACUUUACUUAAAAAGUUGGCAGCUUUUUUUUCUCCUGAUUAGUAAACUGACAUAAAAGAGCAGAAAGGGAACAAAUAUCAGUUUCUAAGACGUGCAGACACAUCUACAAUAAGUGCUGCAAGUUAAAUCAAGGAAUAAAGAUGUCUUCGAUGAGCUUUAGAACCUUAACUGUCAUACAGUGUCCCUACACUUUGCCUGUGUGUGUGUGUGUGUGUGUGUGUGUAUAUGUCAGGAUGAGAGUUUACUGCUUCACUAUCCUGCAAACGUGCUAGUUUAAACCCCCGCCUGCAGCUGAUGAGUUAGAUUUACUAGCCCAAUAUUCUAACGUCAGCGGCGCUUCCUGACUGGAUGCAUGAGAUGCAAGCAUGUUACCGUGGACGCAAGCGUGGAUUCCUGUCUCUUUAGCAUGUACGUGUCCUGUGUGCAUGAUUGUGUUGGCGUCUAAUCGUUUCAAGCUCUUUUUUUAGCCCUUAAGUCUUCUAACUAAUAAAAAAAAAACGAAUGCUAUCACCUUUCAAGUCAAAAUCUUUGCUUUGCACUCGAUUUAUUCCAAAUUUUUCCAUGUGGGAAGGCUUCUGCUUUUUAUCUUUGCUGUUCAGUCAGAAACGCACAGACAACUUUGAGGUGUGAGGCAACACCGGAGAAUCAUUUUAUCUAAUAUUAUCCCACUUGUUGGUUUUCUUUCUCACCUACAUAUUUAGUUACUGAUUCAGUGUGUCAGUUUAUUCCUGUAGGACUGAUACAGUUAAACUGUGUGGCACUUUUAAAUAAGACUGCUCUCCUAAAUGUUUUUGUUUUUUUAAUUAUUUUUUUUAUGUGAAACAUGUACCUUUUAACCACUUUGUCCUGUAAUUAUGUCCACAGGCACUAGAUGGCGCCACCUCUCUUCUACUGUGGCCUCACUGUAGCAGGUGAUACUUCCGGGUCAUUUCUAGCAACAUUUUAAGAGCAAAUUUUUUUUCUUUUCUGCCAGUUCUAAUGCUGCUUUUGCUGUCAGUAAUUACACAUUCAUUUUUAUCUCAAAUUGGAGAUUAACCGCCCAAAAGAGCAAUUCAAAUACAGCACACACCUUCUCCUCCAGUGUCCCCCACAAGCCCACCCACCCUGUUGAAGCCACGUUUAUAACUGUGUUAGAUUCCCUCAUCUUAGAAGUUUUUUUUUUUUUUUUUUACAGUCAGCUUUAAGGCUGGCAUGUUUGAUAUUCAGUUGCCAAAAAAAGGCAUUUAAGUGUAUUGUUGUGUGUUAAGUAUCUCUUGUAUUUAUCCCUUCUUUUUUUUAUAUAUAUA